Molecule: messenger RNA, 5053 nt
Organism: Lutzomyia longipalpis
Lineage: Eukaryota; Metazoa; Arthropoda; Insecta; Diptera; Psychodidae
Gene: GCC185
Product: GRIP and coiled-coil domain-containing protein 2
Exons: 4
Coding region: 108-4994 (1628 amino acids)
Source: RefSeq, a predicted model, not a curated record
AAUGUCAAAGUGUUGACGUGAGGUGUGCUGGAAAAUGUAAAUUACCCACGAAAAAGUCCAGAAUUUUCAUCCUAAUCCCAAACUGUGUUACCCAAAAAUAGUUAAAAAUGAACCAGGACACUCCAGAGCAGGGUGCUUCUGGUGAAAAGAAGACAAGCAGCCCCUUCGAGGCCAUGUCUCGGGAUGAGCUAAUGAGAAAAUGCAAAUUCCUCCUGAGUCUCGUUCAGAAGACCAAGCAAUCCAAGGAGGAAUUAGUGGAGGAGAAUAAGAACCUAAAGGAAGAGAUAACUAACUAUGAGUCACAGAAGAAUGCCGAUAAGAAGUGCCUGAAAGCAAUGCAGGAAGUUGUGGAGUCGCUGACGGAGAAUAAAUUAAAUUCUACAAUAAAAAUCAGUGAACUCGAAGGAAGUGUAAAAUCCUUGGAGAAGAAGCUGAAGGAAGUUUCUCUUGAGCGGGAUAAGUCCCUGGAGGCGCUGUCAAUUGAGAAUGAGGCUUUCAAGAGGCAAAUUAAUCGAUUAACUGAUGAAAAUGAUUCCCUGGCUGCUGAUGUCACGAACAUGGAUGUGAAGCUGAAGGAAGUCAGCAAGAUUGGCGUUGAGCAGCAAAAUCUUCUGAUCCAGCUGCGAGAAGCCACCACCAGCAGGGAGCAAGAGAGUCAGCAACUUGCGCAGACUCAGGAGAAACUCGCUAAGCUCACGGAAGAAAAUACAAAACUCCUCGAAGACUUGAAAGCCACGAAAGAAGAGCAAAAUAGGAAGAUCGCUGAGUGCCAGGAAGAAGAGAAGAAGGCAAAGGAAGAACUGAAAAAAUCCAGUGAAAAGAUGAAGCUGUAUAGAAAUAAAAUCGUUGAGAUGUCUUCAAAACUGAAGCAGCUCAAGAAGUCCUACAAGACUGUCGUUGAAAUUGUUCGAGAGUAUUCCAUCACAAUCCCCGCAUGGCAGCAGGAGAUGCAGAAAGUAGCUGGGAAGAUGCAGAAAUUCAUUGAAGAGAGAGAUUUGGAAGUUGAGAAGUUCAAGGAGAAGAUUCGUGAGUUAGAAGGGUUGAGUGAGAAGCAAAACAAUGAAGAAGAAGCAAAAGAACUCGAAGAAUGCAAGAAAGUAAUUAAAGAUCUUGAAGAAAAGGCAAAGAAAAUGGAAGAGGAAUUCGCAAGAAAGGCGGAAGAAUAUGAAAAAUCUAAUAAACAGUAUUUAGAAACUGAAAAUCAGCUUCAGCAGAAGAUAGAGAAGCUCACAGAAGCACUAAAUGAUAAAGAAAAGCAUCACGAAGAAUCAAAUAAAGCCAUUGAAGAUCGUUACAGGGAAGAAAAUGAAAAAUUGCAGAAGGAAGAUCAGGAACUUAUAACGAUAUCCCAGCAUUUAGAGGAAGAAUUGAAGACAAUUAGGGAAAAUUUUGCCAUUCAGGAGAAAUCUCUGCAGGAAAACUCACAAAGCAUCAUUGAAAAUCAAAAAGAAAACAUUCAAAGUCUUCAGGAGGAAAUUCAAAAGCUAACUGAAGAAUCCCAGAAAAUGGAGGAAUUGUUAAAGAGGAAAGAUGAAGAACGGGAAACAAUGGCAAAGGCCUUAAGAGAAGAGUCUGAGAAUGUCAUAAAGAAUCUUCAACAAGAAAUCCAAGAAUUAGAGAAAAAUUCCCAAAAUCUUGCAGAGAAACUACGAAGGAAGGAAGAAGAACAAGCAUUAGCGGAAUCAAUGCGAAACGAAUCAAAUAAUCUCCUUCGGGAUCAUGAAACCAACAUUCAGAAACUCCAGAAUCACAUUCAGGAACUAACUAAAAAGUCUGAGAAUCUAGAAGAGGUGCUAAAGAGAAAGAAUGAAGAAAACGUGGCUCUUACAGAAUCCCUGGAAAAAGAAUCAAAGAAUAUCAUUGAAAAUCUAAGGCAAGAGAUCCAGAAGCUUCAUGAGGAACUUCAAGGAAUUACCGACAAGUAUCAUUCCUUGGAGCAAGAACUACAGCGAAAGGAUGAAGAGCAUACAAAACUAUCGGAAUGUUUGCAACAAAAGUCGGAGAAUAUCAUCCGAGAUCAGGAGACAAACAUCCAAACACUUCAAGAAGAAAUCCAGAAACUUUCAGAACAUUCUGAUUCCUUGGAGAGCAAAUUGAAUGAAAAGGAAUCACAGAAUUCUCAAAUGGAGGAUGCAUUUACAGAGAAAUCGAGAGAAUUGCAAGAAAACCACGAAAAGAAAGUGAAGGAACUUCAAGAAAUCAUCCAGGAACUUACAAAGAAAUCCCAGGAAAUAGAAGAAAAACUGAAGGAGGAACAACUCGUUAAAAUGGAAGCUUUUCAAUCACAGAACUUACUUGAAAAUCAAACGAAAGAAGUUGAAGGAUUGCAAAUCAAACUCCAGGAAGUUGAGAAAGUCAAAGAGCAGCAAUCAAAUCUUAUUCAAGAACAUCUUGAACACCAGAAAGCCUCCAAUUCCAAAUGUCAAGAACUAGAAAACCAGCUCCAGGAGAAACAGGACGAAUGUCUAAAACUAAAACAGAUCCUUGAAGAUCAGAAAAUGAUCAUUAAUGACAUUCAACUCAAAGCCCAGGAAGGUAAUGACAAAUCAGCCGAAUUAGCUGCAUUGAUCCAGAAAAAGGAGGCAGAGAGUGAAGAUCUAACUAAGUCCUUCGAAGACAAGCUGAGAAUAAUCCUAGAGAAGCACGAAAUGGACACACAAAGCUACCAAAAAGCAAUAGAUCAGCUGGAAGCAAAAUCCGCAGAACUUGAAAUAAAGAUUCAGGAGAAAGAUCAAUUGUUGGAGGAAAAGUGCAAAGAGCUCAAGGAUUGUUCUUCAGCGCACAAACAAAAGCUAGAAGAGUUGGAGUCACGUUAUAGGCUGGAAAAUGGAGAUCUCCUGAAGGAAAUGAAGGAAAUCAAUGAGGUACUUAAGGAGCGUGGGGAACUCAUUUCCAGGCAACAAUUGGAAUUAGAAACAUUCCAGACAACAACUGAAAAGCUAAAAAUGCAACUUCAGGAAGCCGAACUGAGGAUUGAAGAGCUCCAGAAACGUCCUCUGGCAUCGCCUGAUUCAAUGGCAUCCACAUCUCAGACGCAUCUUGCAGAGUCCACAGAAUCUUUAGAGAAUUUCGAGGAGAAAUACGCAAAACUCCGAGUUUUGGCUACGAAGUUGAAGAAGAAGGUCAGUGAACAAGGUGUGCAAAUAGCAAACUUGGAAGCAGAAGCAAAGGAUCGUGGAAGUCUUCAAAAGGAGAAUGAGAAAUUGCGAGAAACCGUUGAGCGUCUUGAUUCUGCUGAUACAGGUGAUGUGAAGUCCUUGAAGAAAGAAAAAGAAGCCUUCUUGAUAACUCAGCGGCAACUUCAGAAGGAGAUUGAGGAACUCCGGAAAAGUCUAGCUGAUAGCAAAGCUCAGCAUAAGGAAGCCGUCCAGAGGGAGCAAAAUGUAAAGAGUGAGCUGGAAAAAUCAAAGGCAGCUGCUAAGAAAUCCAACGUUCUGUCCCUGGAAAUUGAUGCCUACGAGAAAUCUCUUAAUGAAGUCUCCCAGAAGCUCGAUGCUAAGAAACAUCAAGUUAAGGACCUCGAAGCAAGUCUCGAGAGUCAAAGAGAAUCGAUAAAGACUCUAAAUGAUCAGAUUCGUGUCCUCGAGGAAAGUUUUAAAUCCGAACAGAAUCACUCGGCUGAGUUGAAGAAGCAAAUUGAUUCGCAACAGAAGAAACUCCGUGAGAGUGAUCAUGAGAAAACAGAGCUACGUCUCAAGCUCGAUCAAGCGAAUAAGGCAAUCGAUGCUGGACGGCAAGAUCUUGAAGAAAUACGUGGUCAAUUGUCGGAAAAGGGUCAAGAGACUGAGAAAGUCGGGUCGAUUUUGCAAGCAGAGCGAGAUAAGUUUGUUCGUCAAGUUUUCAAUCUUGAAGAGGAAGUUUCACGUCUCCGAACUGAAAUAUCGGAAAAGUCUAAAGAACUCGAAGAAACCCUUGCAGAGUUCUCCAGCUAUAAAGUUCGCGCUCAGGCAGUUCUAAUGAAGCGUCAUGAAACAAAGGAUACAAGCCGGGAAAGGGAGCUUGAGGAAGAAGUCGCUGCUCUUCAGAGUACCGUUGAGAGUCUCAAUGCGCGUCAAGCAUCAAUGAAACAGCAACACGAUGAGCUGGAAAGGAUGGUUAAAGUCUUCCAGGAUGAGAAAAUCCGCACGCAAACGCGGUUGAAGGAACUAUCAAUUCAGCUUGAAGAAACUCGCCUAACAAAUGAAGGUCUUAUUGAGGCAAACAAGAAGCAAUUGCAGGAUCACCAAGAGGCGCUCAAAGUUCAACGGCAGCACAUUGAGACGCUAAAUGCCUGCUUUAAAACCCAAAUUGAUGAUCUGCACGAGAAGUACUCGAAGGAGCUCGCAAAUAUCCGUGUUCAGCCGGAAGUUCCGGACUCGUCGAAUGCAUCGGAGGUUCGUAGAGAGGAUCGUUCAAGAUUCCCCUUUGAUAUCGCAACGACAGAUGAGCAAAAAAUGGACCUAAUGCUGAUGGAGCGGGAAGAUGGUGAAGGGUCUGAGAAUACAUCACAAUCUUCGCAAGUUGUGGCACGGAAGACAAGUAGAGGACGACGGGAUUUGAUCCCAUUGGAUGAAUUGCUGAAUUCUCCUUUUGAAGAUCAUGCGCCAGCCUAUGAAGGGGCUGCGUCCAUUUCACCGAAUGCCGAACUUCAGGCCACGAAGGAGAAGCUCCAAGCGAGUGAGAAUCACAUUAAACACCUGACAGCUCUCCUGGCGGAAGCAGAACAAGAUCUAGCAAAGUUGAGUCAACUAAAUGAAAUGCUAAAGGAGGAGGUACGACGGCAGCAGAGAUCACUAGAACGGGAGAGUCACAUGCAUAAUUCUGAGUAUCUCAAGAACGUCAUCUUUAAGUUCCUAACCCUGAGCCAAGGGGAUGAGAAAGCGCACCUGGUGCCUGUCCUCAAUACCAUCCUCAAAUUAAGCCCAGAAGAGACGCAGAAACUGCAUUCAGUGGCACGUGGGGGUGAUGGAAUUGGUUGGGGGAGCUUCCUACCGAUAUGGUCGAAUCAUCAGUAAAUGAAUUUGUCGAAAAUCGUUGGAAUUUUGUAAAUAAAUAAUAAUUUUAAAUAUUAAAA